AUGUUGAAACCUAAAAGUUCAAUUUUCAAAUUGUCCAAGACGGUCAAUUCUACAAUCAUAAGCUUAAUAGGCUCGAUCUUUGCCUUUGUGUUAUUAUUCCGUUUCAUCAAUUCUACAUCAAACCUUUUCAAUUUCAAUUCUUUAUUUGCCAAUAAUAAUAAUUUUUUCUUAAAUUACAACAACUAUAUCCCCAAUUUCAAAAACACUCCAGGCGUCCAUUUUUAUGAUUUGAACAAUUACAGAGGUAAUUCAGAUGGUUGGCAACGCAACGACCGUAUCUUGUUCUGUGUUCCCUUAAGAGACGCUGCUCAACAUUUACCAAGAUUCUUUAACCAUUUGAAUACAAUGACUUAUCCACAUAAUUUGAUUGAUCUGUCCUUUUUGGUGUCGGAUUCGAAAGACGAUACCAUGGGGGUUCUAUUGUCACAUUUGCAAACUGCACAAUCUCAACAGAAUAAGUUGAAAAGAUUUGGUAACAUUGAAAUCUAUGAAAAGGAUUUCGGCCAAAUCAUUGGUCAAUCCUUUUCUGAUAGACAUGGGUUUGCUGCACAAGGUCCAAGAAGAAAAUUAAUGGCAAGAGCAAGAAAUUGGUUGGGUUCUGUUGCUUUGAAACCUUAUCAUUCUUGGGUCUAUUGGAGAGAUGUCGAUGUAGAGACUUGUCCUGUGACCAUCAUGGAAGAUUUGAUGCAUCAUGGUAAAGAUGUCAUCGUGCCAAACGUUUGGAGACCUUUACCUGAUUGGUUAGGUAAUAUUCAACCUUAUGAUUUGAAUUCAUGGCAAGAAUCCGAAGGUGGGCUACAAUUGGCAGAUUCUCUGGAUGAAGAUGCGGUCAUCGUCGAAGGUUAUCCAGAAUAUGCCACUUGGAGACCACAUUUAGCCUAUAUGAGAGACCCCAAUGGUGAUCCUGAAGAGGAAAUGGAAUUGGACGGGAUCGGUGGUGUUUCUAUUCUAUCCAAGGCUAAAGUGUUUAGAUCAGGUUCACAUUUCCCUGCUUUUUCAUUUGAAAAACAUGCUGAAACUGAAGCCUUUGGUAAACUAUCAAGAAGAAUGAAUUAUAACGUCGUUGGGUUGCCUCAUUAUGUCGUAUGGCAUAUCUAUGAACCAUCGACUGAAGAUUUAAAACAUAUGGCUUGGAUGGCUGAAGAGGAAAAAAGAAAAUUAGAAGAAUCCAAGAUUAAAGAAUUUUAUGAUAAAAUUUGGGAAAUUGGGUUUGAUGAUAUUAGAGAUGAUUGGAGAAGUGAAAGAGAUUCGAUCUUCAACAAGAUUGAUUUAUCGUUCAAAAAACCUAUUGGUGAAACAGAUGCCGAUGAUAUUAGUGAUUGGUAUGACGAUCCAGAAGAAAAAGCUGCACAAGCCGCACAUGCCCAAGCACAAGCCGCACAGGCCCAAGCCCAAGCUGCUCAAGCCCAAGCACAAGCCGCACAGGCUCAAGCCCAACAGCAACCUCAACAACCUGCGGCUCCAGCUCAAGGUGCUCCAGCUCCAGCUCAAGUACCUAUUGCUGAUGUUGCUGCUGUUGCUGCUGUUCAACCGCCUGCUAAACCUGCACAACCAGCUGCUAAUCCUGCUGAUAACAACGUUCCUCUUGCAGCAGCAGCUCCUAUUGAAGAUGCUAAUCAACAACAAUUGCAAGCUGCUCAACAAGCUGCUCAACAACAACAAGCUGCGCAAAUCCAAGAUCAACAGAAACCUGUUGAUUUCAACCCAGAUGUGAAUUAA
Henningerozyma blattae CBS 6284 is the source of this 1719-nucleotide messenger RNA. It is a transcript of the gene ANP1, whose product is annotated as Anp1p. The coding region runs from base 1 to 1719 and encodes 572 amino acids. Gene Ontology annotation, biological process: cell wall mannoprotein biosynthetic process; protein N-linked glycosylation. The record is from RefSeq and is a predicted model, not a curated record. Gene Ontology annotation, cellular component: mannan polymerase complex. Gene Ontology annotation, molecular function: alpha-1,6-mannosyltransferase activity. The transcript has a single exon. NCBI's taxonomy places the organism in Eukaryota, Fungi, Ascomycota, Saccharomycetes, Saccharomycetales, Saccharomycetaceae.